Molecule: messenger RNA, 1094 nt
Organism: Ailuropoda melanoleuca (giant panda)
Lineage: Eukaryota; Metazoa; Chordata; Mammalia; Carnivora; Ursidae
Gene: CIMIP2C
Product: ciliary microtubule inner protein 2C
Exons: 4
Coding region: 337-942 (201 amino acids)
Source: RefSeq, a predicted model, not a curated record
CAGCGGACAGAAGGGCGCUCAGGGCGCAGCCCGGCCGGGCCUCUCCAGCGAGGUUGUACCUUCAUCCCGCAUCCGGCCGUCGCCACACGCGGGCCGGCGGUGCAGAGAGACGAGCUCAUUCCUGGACGUGGAAGCCGCGCGUGGGUGCGAGCGGCGAUUGGCAGGGUCCACCGGAGAGCACUUUUGAGGAGGGCUGCCCCCCCCCACCCCGAACGCGGCGUCGGCUUGGCCCCAGUCACGUUGCCAGGCGCGCGGUUGCCAGGCGACCCCGGGCUGUUUACCGUCGGGCGGGGAGCGCUGGGGCGCUGGGCUCGCUGCGCGCUUGCCGCACCCACCAUGGCCUCACGCGGCGCGGGCACCCUGCUGACCGAGUUCAAUGCCGCCUACGUGCACCCCGGCCUCAUGCCCGGGUACCAAGGCCACGUCCCCAGUGUGGCCUUCUCCUUCGGCUCCCCCUACGGCACCGCCACCCUCAAGUACUUCCAGGACCAACGCAAUGCAGCCCUGGAGAAGAGCCAAUCUCCGUUCAGCAGAGGCGGCCACUUCCCUACCCUCUUCUCCUCCAACCCUGACCUGGUGCUGAGCAAGCGUCCCCACAUCCGGGACCGCUGGCUGCACACCCCCGUCUACACCCGCUUCAACCUGGAUAGUGACCGCUCCGCCCAGCUCAUGGGGUUCUACCAGACGGCACAGCAGCAUCGGAAAUACUACCUAGACAAGACGGGCAUGGUGCCCCGGGUGCCCUACUUCGUGCUGCCUGUGAAGGAGUGGGAACGGUACCCCCUCCCCACCGACUUUCCUCCUCUGACCCCAGAGAAGAAGUGGCACCUUUUAAGAGUCUCCCCUGAGAACCUGAAGACCUACCAGACGUUCCCCUCGGGGAAGAGGGUCUCCCCACACGAGCGGCAGAAGAGAGAUCGCUACUUUGAGUUCAGAGCGUGAUGCCUGAGAGCCUGGCUCUGACCAGGUUGGCUUUUUGGAAUAAAAUCUUUAGCCAUGACCAAACCAUGGUCUUCUCAUCUGAGCUCCAGGAACAUUUGGCCACAGCACGGACACGCCUGAGGGUCACACAGCACUGAGUCUUAAGGGCUGUG